Molecule: messenger RNA, 2298 nt
Organism: Alternaria rosae
Lineage: Eukaryota; Fungi; Ascomycota; Dothideomycetes; Pleosporales; Pleosporaceae
Exons: 1
Coding region: 1-2298 (765 amino acids)
Biological process (GO): DNA repair
Source: RefSeq, a predicted model, not a curated record
AUGCCUUCGAGAGAAAUCAAAGGUCGCUUCGCAUACCUUACGCCUGAAUCAGCUAUCCAAUACGAUCCGAGUAUCGUACAUGUCAAGUCAAACGUUGAGCUUAGGAACGGACAGGUACCCGAACAGGUCUUAUGUUUAGCGCAGCCUAUACAGCCUAUGGACUUGAGCUGCGUAAAGUGUGGCAGAGCUGAUCAUGUGGAGUACAACUGUUCUGCUGCGGUUCCUGUCCUCGAGAACCCAUACCGUGCCAGACACGUUGAGGCCUGGCUUCGAGCUGGCGACCCCGCCAACCAAACCAAGCCGCCACAUUCGGACCACGCUGAACUGGUGCCCAGUUUGUAUACGGAAUCAGAAGCAACGAUAGAGUGCGAUGAAUUAGCUGACUCUCCUAUUGGCGAUCAGCUCAACACACCUGACGGCAGAUACCUCUAUGGUAUCACCGAGCGACUCAUUGCCCAGCAGAACAAAGGUUCAAACAAGCCAGAGCCACACGGACGACCAGAAGUUUGGGCCGAUGGACGGCAAGAGAUUUGCGAGACGUUACAUUACUAUCGCGCAUACCAAAGCGCCUGCUACUCAACUGGCGGUUUUGCGAGAGGCUUCAUGUUCGACAAGGUUGCCCAUGCUCGCGACUAUGUGGAUAGUAAUGUCGUCAUUUCACGAGCAGGUGGUGGUCUCGCGAAGGACAUUGACUCCGGUGAGAUGAACUCAAAGAAGGACCAGUCUGAAGACUCAACUGCGUUAAGCUUGAGGAACUGCAUGCUUCAUCACAACCCAGUCGUCAUCAUCACCGGAGUCGACAACCCCAACAUCCCGUCAAAGCCACCGCAUCAGUACUGUGUCCUGGAUUAUUUCAAGCCCACACAUAUCUGGGCUGAGAAGAGUGGCAACAGCAAGAUUGUGCGAUACCGGUUUGAGAAGUUGAACACCAAGAAAGAGUCCUGGUGGAAGGAGAAGGAUUCACAGGAAGCUCUAGAGCUUGGCUCGCUGCCACCCCCAGUCGAGAAGAUAUGCGGAAGCUGCAAUGUGAAGUCUCAACAGGUAUACCUAAAUGGGUGGAUGUGUCUACAACCGACUUGCGCCGCCUUUUGGAAGAUCCUCAUGCCAACACCGGGACCCAGAUUGAGUAUAUCAGCUCAAGAGCCUAAGGAAGCAUCUUUGGUCUAUGACCCACACUUCCUCAAGCAGAAGACGCCUUGGCACAACGACGACCACGAUUACCCUCUGGUCUCCAACUCUGCUGAGCUUUCCGGUCACUCAAUUCCAGGUGAGAACACAUCGGUCGCAUUCUGGUCUGGUAUGGUAUGCCCCAGUUGUGGACGCUGCACGUCCCGUUUGAACUGGACACAUUGGGAGUGUUCCAAUGCAGCAUGCCAAUAUACGAGGACGCCUCUGCAUACGCUCAUCUCUGCGCUAUCGCUCCGCGACCCAUUAUGGCCCGUCACCAGCAGCUACACGCUGUCCAGAGACACAAUGGCACCCCUAUUUGGACUGAAAGUAUCCUUUGAGCAUGGAUACCGCAUCAAUCGUUAUGAUUUACCCGGAGUCAAUGGGUUUAUCACGCACAUGGUCGCCAACAAGACAGUGCUUGAGGAAGAAGGUGGACCAGACGCGAUGUUCGAGGAGCUCCAACAGACAGACAUUGGACUGCAGCGACGCUCUAUGCCGAACGGUCAGCUCAAAGGACCGAACUACUGUCGCCACUUCGCAGUCAACUACGGCAUGCCGUACAAGUUCAUCGCAGCGACAGCAUCUCGCUCCUUUGAUGGAGCCGCUCGUCCGAUAAUCAGCACACGCAGUCGACUUAAUUGGGCAGCUAAACUACUCCUAGCACAAGAGACGGGCAAUAGCAUGGUAAAAGUCGACCAAGAAUGGCAGAAGAAGGCGUUCAACGAAGUUCUAGCCCUUGGCUACUUUGAAGAACAAAAGAUCAACUACCACGAUGACGGCGAAUUCGGCCUCGGUCCAACUAUCGCAACGUUAAGUUUGGGUGCGCCGGGCACUAUGCGGAUCCGCAUGAAAGCCCGUCACUACCACGGCGUGUCUUCUGUUGCCGGUCUGUACGAUGACGCCGCCCCAAUUCCCGGUUGCGAACAUUACGAAGCUCGCCUCGCCCUCCAACCAUCUCUUGACGCGCUCAAGACAUCAGACUCCAAGGCGUACAACGCAAGGAGGAAGCAGAUCCCUAUAUCAAUUGAAAUUAAGCAACCGAGGCAAUGCGAGGGAUGCGCUGACGAUGCAGCUUGGACACGGCGAUGUUGUUAUUAUGCACGGUGCAGAUGUACAGAAGUACUAUGA